AUGCUACGGCUUAAGAGAUGGUAUAACGUUGAUAAGAUUCAAACCUCAAAGUUCAAACUUCUCCCCCAGUACAAACUAAAAUGCGGGCUCGAAAUACACACACAACUGAACACGAACAAGAAGCUAUUUUCGCAGUCUACCAAUGAUCCAUUUCAUUCACUAGAUACCCCAAAUGCACACACAUCUUAUUUCGACAUUGCUCUACCAGGCACACAACCUAUACUGAACUAUGAGGUCGUUCUUUAUGCCCUACGUUUAUCGUUAGCACUGGAUUCCAAAGUCAAUCUGCGGUCUCAAUUCGAUCGCAAGCAUUAUUUUUACGGAGAUCAGCCUAUGGGUUACCAAAUCACGCAGCACUACUCACCGUUUGCCUCUGGAGGCCACUUGACUCUUCACAAAGAUGGAGAUGGGAUAAAUGACAUUGAAAAGAAGAUCAAUCUGAUACAAUUGCAGAUUGAGCAGGAUACAGGUAAAUCCAUUUACAGGGAUAACGAAAAACAGACUCUAAUUGAUCUGAACAGAAGUAACGUGCCUCUAAUAGAGAUGGUCACACAGCCAGAUUUCACUGAUUUGAAGCAAAUAAGGGCUUUCAUUAAAAAAUAUCAAAAUUUGGUUCGUCAUCUUGAUAUAUCUACGGGUGAUUUGGAGACAGGUGCCAUGAGGGUAGAUGUGAAUCUAUCUGUUAAUGAUUUUGCCAGAGUAGAAUUGAAGAACCUGCCGAAUACAAGCUCCAUAAUGAACGCAAUAAAGUAUGAGUACCAGCGACAGGUAAAAAUUUUGGAAGCUGGUGAGGGUGAAGAAUAUUUGUCACACUCAGAGACAAGAUCUUGGAAUGGUGAGUCGACUGUGAAGCUGAGAAGUAAGGAGACUACUAUUGAUUACAGAUACAUGCCUGAUCCCGAGCUGCCCGUUAUUAGUCUAUCAGCAGAUGUUAUUGAAGGAGUCGGAAAAUCUUUGCCUCCAUCUCCUGAUGAAAUCCUAAGUCAAUUGAUGACGAAACCUUACUCUUUGUCUCUGAAGGAUGCAAGGAUUUUGACGAUCAGCGGAAACAGCCAGGAUGGCAUCUAUUCACAAGUAGAACUGCUGAAAUUUUACCUCGAUACUUUUGAUUGUUAUUCAAAAAUCGUGGAAAGGGAAGGACUCGGUGAAGUAAAGCACAAGCUGCCUACAAAUUGGAUUAUCCACGAACUUCUUGGCGAUUUGAAGAAGCUUCAAAUCCCACUUGAGAAAGCGACAGCGAUAUUAAGCCCCGAGAAAUUUGCAGAUUUCCUGACAUUUAUCCACAGUAACAAGAUAUCAAGUGCAAGUGGUAAACUGCUUCUUUUCCAUGUCCUUGAGGACUUUCAAGCUCAUGGCCUGACGAAACAAAUAAACUUUGAUGAGCUAAUCAAAGAGUACGAGUUGCAAACUAUCGAUCAAGUUAACGAAGCCGACCUCAAGAAACUAUGUCAGAAAAUCAUAGAAGCAGCUGACUCAAAGAUGAUAAAUGGUAUAGUUUCAGGCAAAAAGAGGAACUCAAUCAAGUUUUUGGUUGGGCAAGGUAUGAGGUCAUCUCAGGGAAGGAUCCAGGCUCAACAAUUUGAAGAUAUGUUCAAGGAAUUACUAUGCAGCAACAAUGAGUAG
Molecule: messenger RNA, 1623 nt
Organism: Torulaspora delbrueckii
Lineage: Eukaryota; Fungi; Ascomycota; Saccharomycetes; Saccharomycetales; Saccharomycetaceae
Gene: PET112
Product: glutamyl-tRNA(Gln) amidotransferase subunit PET112
Exons: 1
Coding region: 1-1623 (540 amino acids)
Biological process (GO): glutaminyl-tRNAGln biosynthesis via transamidation; mitochondrial translation
Molecular function (GO): glutaminyl-tRNA synthase (glutamine-hydrolyzing) activity
Source: RefSeq, a predicted model, not a curated record